This is a messenger RNA of Trichoderma gamsii, 393 nucleotides long. RefSeq lists its product as hypothetical. The transcript has a single exon. The coding region runs from base 1 to 393 and encodes 130 amino acids. The record is from RefSeq and is a predicted model, not a curated record. Lineage: Eukaryota; Fungi; Ascomycota; Sordariomycetes; Hypocreales; Hypocreaceae.
AUGUUGGAUACUAUGGGCCCAGAGCAGAAAUGCAUAUAUCUACACCAUGCGCGACACCAUAUUCGAGAGACCGUGCAAAGUUUAUCGGUACAUCUGCCCCCUGGCAAAGGUCUCCAUGUCAACCGCCAGGGAUUUGUCACCUCAAUAGACAUUGACACUCUCCCAGCCGAGGCACUGCGGCUGCGGCUGCCGCUGCCCGAAGCAAUGUUUGCCGAAGAAGACAGAGAGCAACGCGUGAAGGAGAAGCAGAGAGCUACUGACGAAGAACAGCGUCUCUGGGGCCUCUUGGACAAUAUCAAGAACUGCGCAGAGGUAGACUGGUUAAUGGCCCUGUCCAUGGCAGAAAUUAUCUCUAUUGUGCAAGGCGUGGCAGGACUAAGAGGCCCAACAUGA